Molecule: messenger RNA, 471 nt
Organism: Perkinsus marinus ATCC 50983
Lineage: Eukaryota; Perkinsozoa; Perkinsida; Perkinsidae
Exons: 4
Coding region: 1-471 (156 amino acids)
Cellular component (GO): Golgi apparatus; endoplasmic reticulum; plasma membrane
Source: RefSeq, a predicted model, not a curated record
AUGGCAGAUCCACCGAGGUGCAACUUUGACCCUCCCUGCUCGUCACUACCCGGUCAUGAGAUCAGACAGAAUCCAGCCGGAUGGGGCCUUGAGAACGCUCACUUCAAGAACUGGAUGAGUAAGCAAUUCACUCCACUAGUGCCGAACUUUCAAAAGAAGUGGGGCGUAAUAGAUCGGACCUUGCAGCCUGGGGAUGAGAUAACAGCUUAUGUCGAGAGCUCAUGGGACGCACUAUCAUUCGGUGGCACCAAAUCUCUUAUUCUAUCUACAGCCAACUGGCAGGGUGGUCGUAACAGGAUGCUGGGCACUGGCCUUGUUGUAUGCGGAGCUCUCUAUGUUGCUUGGGGCAUGUACAUACUAAGUCGUGACAAGUCGAAACAUCGACAGAUAGGAGGUAUGCAGUACUUCCAGUUCCACGAGAAGGGCCCUGCAAUGAUAGCCAAACUGCAGGCUGGCGAGGCAGCUGGCUGA